AUGUCUGUUGUGGCCGACCAAGUCCGUCGCUUAGACGCACAGCUUGACCGGAUCCCUUUGGGACUGAGCAUCUCCCAAGAUAAUGGUGAGCUUACCGCUGAAGAGCAUGGUAUCUUCAAUUCCACCACCGCAGACGCUCUUUCGUCGCCAAGGGUUGAUGAGCUGCUACGUAUCGUGAGAGCCUUGUCUACCACCUCGUCAUCGCUUUCUUUGCUUCCCUCACAGAAGAUUCGCUCCCUUCUGCAUCAGUCAAAACUGGCAGAAUGGGAUUUCCAGGCUGAAUUCAAUGAGGGGGAAGGGCGAAAUCACUAUCAGUCAGAGAUCGAGUGGCUACUUGUCAGCAAGGCCACCGUGCAAACUUAUGGAGUCAUCCUCAACACCCUCCUGGACCAGAUUAUUCCUUUGAGUGAUGAUAUCUGGUACUGGGAUGAGGUUCUGAGCUCCUAUACUUAUAGCAGUCUUUACACCAUUCAGACCUCGCCGUUACGCCUCUGGGCUCUGUCCAAGGAUGUAUAUCAUGAAAGCAAGCAUCGUAUUCAACACCUUAGCCAUGCGCCCGGUGAGUUCGUUGAGUCCACAAGGAUGGGCUUGUCGCAGCAAUGGCGGCAAUUUUACGGUAUCGUGCGAGACAGCAUUCGGGACUCUUCGAUCACGACUCUUCAGCGCCGAGUUCUUUCACCCGUUGCUCUCAGCCGGGGCGAGGCCAGGCGAAAGCUAGCCCACCUCAAACGACUACGAGAAAUGACGGCGAGCGGCCUGGGAGUUCUUGUUGACGAAGGGUUGACUUUUGGAGUGGACGAUGAUGACGACAAGAGCGAGGCUGGUGUUAGCAGCCAUGACUGGAAAGGUGUGGUGGAGAGGAGUGUGGCUCUCAUGGACAUGGUUCUCAAGGAUGUCCUUACACUCGAGUCGGGUGUCGCUGAAUUUGAGGACAAAGUGUUUGCUGGUGUUGAAGAGGACCCGGAGCUGUCUAUUCACAUUGAGGACGCCAACGCUCUGGAGAAGCCUUCUGUGCUUGCAAGACGUCUUUUGAACAUUUUGGAUUCCGGCCUUCCUAGCCAUGUUGUCGCUGCGCAGAUGCUCGUCCGUGAAAACGGUCGCCCGCCGUGGCUGAUACGAUACUGGCUUCCCGCAGCGGCAGUUCUGCUGUCAUCAACAACUAUUCUUCGACUUCUUGCUAACAGGCGUGCCGAGAUCAUCAGCUGGGUUCGGGAUAUCGGAGCUACGGUAAGGGAUUUUUGGUUUAAUUGGGUUGUCGAGCCCACACGCAAGAUUGUUGGAACCAUCAGGCACGACUCUAACAGCGAAAUCGCCAUCAUGAGCCGAGACAGCCUGAAGGCUGACCGUGAGAGCUUGGAACGGAUGGUUGUGGACUUCGCUCUGGAUAAGCCUCAUUUUGCGGGAGACGGUUCUUCACUUACGGAUGCCCAAAUUGCUGAAAUCAGGACGAAGGUUAGUGAGGGAGACGUCACACCGGUCCUGCGCGCCUACGAAAAGGAUUUGAGAAGCCCCUUUGUUGGCGCGGUCAAGGGCGACCUCGUUCGAUCUCUCCUGAUCCAGGUGCAGAAGACCAAGGUCGAUUUGGAGGUGGCCAUCAGCGGCAUCGAUUCUCUGCUGAAAAGCCAGGAACUUGUGUUCGGUUUUGUUGGAUUGACUCCUGGCGUUCUGGUGUCAAUCGGCAUCGUGCAGUACCUUCGCGGCAUCUUUGGCGCCCGCAAGGGAGCCCGGAGCAGCCGCAAAGCUGGCCAGAGCAUCAGAGUGCUGCGCAACAUUGACCGCAUCUUCUCGGAAGCGACGCCAUCGCAGAACAACCUGCUCUCGUAUAAGGACCACGGUCUUCUGCUGUGCGAGGUGCACGUGUUACGCAACCUGAUGCAGAAAGCGCUCCCUCGCAGUAGGCAGCGAGAGUUCCUAGAGGAUCUGGACGACCUCGCCAACUUGAAGGGCAUCCAGGUACAGGUCAGAGCAUUGGAUCGCAUCCGCUGGGCAUAUGCACGGUGGUUGCAGUAA
This is a messenger RNA of Colletotrichum truncatum, 2010 nucleotides long. RefSeq names its product ATP synthase regulation protein nca2. NCBI's taxonomy places the organism in Eukaryota, Fungi, Ascomycota, Sordariomycetes, Glomerellales, Glomerellaceae. Gene Ontology annotation, cellular component: mitochondrial outer membrane. The record is from RefSeq and is a predicted model, not a curated record.